CGGGCACCAUUGCUCGGAGUGCGAGGAACGAGACGCACUAUCGCGGAGGGUGCAGAGGUCUAGCUGUCUCACGGAGAGAAAGAGCAUCCUAACAAUGGAUGGUUGGGAGAUCCUUAUGUAUGUUACUGUUGGAGGACACUACGUGUUCACAAUUUUCUUCGGCUACGGUCUCUCCUUGUACAUAGAAAGUACAAGGAGAAAGUGAUACGGAGGAGAGCUCUGGCAAGUUACCAUCUGACCGACGCUUCUUUGCCUCGUUCAAUGUGAUAGUUUAAAUGACAUAGUCUACUCUUUUGCUUUGACGAUGUAAUGCGGUAAGCACAAUUGGAGAGUGCACUGUGAUGAAUAGCCUAGUUUAAAGCUUGCUUUGCAGUAGGAUAAAACAGUCACGGUUUAGAAACUCUCCUCAUCUUAGUGUAUGUUAGUAUAUCAACAUAGUCGAGUCAGCGCUGAAGCAGUUGCGACGGGCAACAUUUACCCUGCAUGAAGACACCACUCUUCGCUGAGCGUUCCUAACUGGAGUCGAGUUCGUUUUUUUGCACAUUCGUGCCACAGCGUACCGUAGCGCUCGAAAAUCCCAUCCUGGACCGGGAGCGCCUGCUGCAUUAAAGCACCUUUUAUCGGAUUGUACCCUUGGGCUCUAGCUCUCUCAAGCGAUUACACCCACCUUUUUUUACAGAGAAAAUAGCUUAAAGCCACAAUUCCCAUCGGAAAACCGUUAGAAAACGUUGUCUGCUAGAUUGUAUGUCGCCCGCAGCUGUGCGCGUAAAAUUGUGCAUUAGUGAGGGAAGUGUGCGAGUGCGAGAGCUUUGAGACGGGGGCAGUAGGGGUGGCCCUUGCUCUCUGGUCCAGGACUGUGAGGGAAGAUUUGCGGGGAGGAUACACUUUGACGCACUCACCACCACCACCUCGGCCAUCAUGGCUCUGCCGGACAACUCCAGCGGCUUGCCUGUGGAGGAGGUGCCUUUCCCGGAGAUUGUGGAGCUGAACGUGGGCGGCCAGGUGUACAUCACGCGCUACGCCACGCUGAUCAGCGUGCCCGACUCGCUCCUGUGCCAGAUGUUCAGCCAGAAGAGCACCAAGGGCCUGGCGCGCGACACCAAGGGCCGCUUCUUCGUGGACCGCGACGGCUUCCUGUUCCGCUACAUCCUGGACUACAUGCGGGACCAGCAGCUGGUGCUGCCCGACCACUUCCCCGAGCGCGGCCGGCUGCAGCGCGAGGCCGAGUUCUUCAACCUGCCCGAGCUCGUCAAGAUGCUGGCGCCCAAGAUCAGCAAGCAGAACUCGCUCGGCGACGACGGCUGCCAGAGCGACCCCGAGGAGUCCUCCCCGAGCGCCGACGUGGCGGCCCGCAACCUGGCCACGCUGGGCGCCGCCGCCGCCGCCGCCGCCGCCUGCGCCAGCCUGGCGUCCAGCUCGGGCGACGGCAAGCGCUCGGGCUUCAUCACCAUCGGCUACCGCGGCUCGUACACGCUGGGCCGCGACAGCCAGACGGACGCCAAGUUCCGGCGCGUGGCGCGCAUCAUGGUGUGCGGCAAGACCUCGCUGGCCAAGGAGGUGUUCGGCGAGACACUCAACGAGAGCCGCGACCCCGACCGGCCGCCCGAGCGCUACACGUCGCGCUACUACCUGAAGUUCACCUUCCUGGAGCAGGCCUUCGACAAGCUGGCCGACGCCGGCUUCCACAUGGUGGCCUGCAACUCCACGGGGACCUGCGCGUUCGCCCACGAGCAGACUGACGACAAGAUCUGGACCAGCUACACCGAAUACGUGUUCUACCGUGAGUGAGACAAGACGCUUCAACCCCCCCCCCACCCAAAUCCCCCCAUGCCCCCUGCCCGCAUACCACCUCCAGAAAACACCCCCCACCCGCACCCCCCCUCGCCCUUCGUCCCUGCCCCCCUCCUGUGACUCUAUCUCGUCCCCUCCAGAGCCCACAUCCUUGACGGCUUGCUCCUCUAGUUUUAGAUCGUGGGGGGGGGGGGGGGCUGUUUAGACAUUUUGACCUCCCCACCUCCGUGUCCUACGAGAGCCCCCGCCACCCUCCUCAUCUCUGCCCCCUCGUAGCUUGAGAUCCCGCCCGAGUGUGCUACGGCUCUGCCCACCUGACGCUUCUUUACCUGCGGCCGGGAGAUGUCUGGCCGCCUCCAACUUUCCCCGCUGCAAGGUGUCUGCCCACCUCUGCAUCCCAUCCUUUUUUGCUCAGACAGAGAAACUGCAUCCUGCAACCUUCGCCUGUUUACUUGUUACGUGGUUACGUUUCCUGGCCUCCUUGUUUUGGUUGAAGCACAAAAAAAUUGUGACAGUGAGCUUGUUUUUAUUUUUCUCUAUCUCUCUCUUCUCUCUCUCUCUCUCUCUCUCUCUCUCUCGCUCUGUUAUCUCUCUGGUGACGUCUGUGGUUUGGUUCAGAGUUUCUCUGUAUUGACAGCUGUGUAUGUGUAAGAAACAAACAAACAAACGGAGAAAAAAUAAAUAAAUAAAAACUGGCAGUAGAGCCACACGAAAAAGGGCUUAGAGGAGUGAGUGUUGACCCCAGCAGCUGUGACUAUCCACAAAACCCAACGCUUCUCAUCUGACUACCAAAUAUUUGGGACACCUCGCCAGUGUUUUUUUCCCCCCUCCUAUUUCUCUUCCCAGAAAGUCGGCCAAGCUUCCCGACAUGCACAAGAGGUGCUUCUCCCUCUCUCUCCCUCUCUCUCUUCCUCUCUUGCUCUCUGCCUGUCGCUCGAUUUAGUUUCAACAACAAUAUUUUUUACAACGUCUCUGGGACCAAAGCUGUCAAGCUGUGCAAAUGCUUAGACCAUUAGGGGAAGGAGACCUUUACAAACCACCCCCUACUCUUUGAAGUAGGUGGACCAAUCUGUCAGAUCUCAAAAUGUGGCUAGUUGCUCCAUGUAAAUAAAGGACAGUGGUUGCUAUGAUACGAGGAACACAGAUCAUACCGGGCGUGCUUAAAAGCAAGGAAAUAGAGGCGAGCUAUACACAAAGAAUCUCACAUUGUAUCUGAAGAGCCUUCUCUACACACACUCUCUCUCUCUCUCUUAUAGAGACAUUUAUCUGUAUUGGUGGUUGCUAAAAUAGAUGUUUACCACAGUAAAAUAUUGUUUGAAUUGUGUGUGUGUGUGUGUUUGUGUGCGUGCACAUGUGUGUGUGUGUGUGUGUGUGCGCGUGUGUGUGUGAGCGCAUUUGUGUGUUGAUGUGCAUUUGAGCGCGCACACUAUACAUGUUUGCAUGUAGGUGAAUGUCUGUGAGUGAGAGAGUGUGUUUUUUGUGUAUGCUGAGUGGAUGGACAAACACACACUGCAUAAAGUGUGAGACAGAAGAGAGAACAGGGAUCAAGUUGUCUUGUUGGAAGCAGCCAAAGAAAAAGCCCCUUUGGUUGCCCGCUGUUGCUGAUGAACUGCUGGUAUUGAUUGUGCAAUGAGGCGUUCAGCACUCUAAUCGCCCACACACAGAGCAGAGAAGUGAAAUGUUCGUCACACACAUACACGCACACACACACACCGGCACACAGACAUACACAUACACAUACACACAGACAUACACAUACACAUACACAUACACAUACACAUACACACACACACACACACACACACACACACACACACACACACACACGCAAAUGCACCUGCACACAGACAUACGAAUACGCACACGCACACACACACACACACACACACACACACACACACACACACACACACACACACACACACACACACACACACAACCACAAAUAGAUUCAUAGAUUCAUUUCCCUGCUCCUCUCAUCAUGAAUGUAACAGUUUGGCUGAUCAAAGGGGAAGGAUUUUUAUUCGCUUUUUAUUAUCCUUAUUAUUAUGUGUAUUUUUUUUCUUUUUUGCUGUGAGGAAUCAUUUGGAUGAUGGUUGGCCUCUUUUGUUGGCCAAUCGCCAGCCAUUUUUGAAACUUUUUUUUUCAUGAGAGUAAAUCUGCAUAUUACGUUUAGCUUUGAAGAUAUUUUACUUCUGUGUAUUGUGAUAAUAGUUCUUUCGUACAGUCUGUGAAGAGAAGUUUCCAAAGUUUCCCAUUUUUUUCUCUUUUUCAUUCACACUGUAGCAGCAGUGUGGCUGGUAUAUUAUGUUUUUGUUUUUGAAAUUAAACUUUUUUAAAAAGCAGGUUUUAGUGGUGAGGGUAGAGCAUACUGUUUCAGGUGAUCCCCUCAGGACAAUAACAGCAUCCUUUACCUCAGUAAAAGUACCACAUGACACAUUAAUAGCACACAUAAAUAGCACACAUACUGUACACACACACACACACACACACACACACACACACACACACACACACAAUACCAGGAAUGUGUGGUCAUUCAUUGUUAUCCUUUAUCAUUAUGAGAUCCAAUAACAAUAACACAAUAUGUUUCACCCUUUGCCUAAGGCGAUGGUUCCCCUCACAAAGACGAAUCAGUGGUGUUAUCACAUUAUGAGACACAUAACGUAACGUCGAGCUUGCUCGUUAUUGAAAGUGCCAUUUAUUGUAAUUGCUGAAGCCUGAGGAUAGCGUCAGCCUAGCAUCUGUUCACAGUGGUGUUUGUGUGCAGACUAAAUCUUAGUGUCAAACCCAUAACAUGAAUAAAAAAAACUUUUAAUCUAUUAAAAAAGCUAUUAUUUUUUUGUCAUCUUUUUUGUCAAAUGGUUACAUGCUAAAGUUUUUUGUAAUAUUUUUCCUCUAUAUUUGUAUUCUUUCUCAUUUUUUACAUCUAUUCAUCAAAAAGUGCUUUGUUAAUAAAUAGAGAAUAAUGUUAUUAUUGAGAAAGAUUUAAGAUGCGGUGAUGAUUAGGUAAUACCGUGGAUAACUUCAGCACUACGUGGCUGAACAUUUGCAACAGUACUGUGUUUUUCUUUUCUCCAGUUUAUGAACAUUUACCAGUUUUUCAGUUUUUCUUCUUUGUCGCGGCGCGUAGAGUGGAGGAGAUAAUCCUUGCAGUAUUUGUUAUUCAGAAAUAUGUUGAUGUAAAUCUUUCUGGCCGGUGUGAAUGGCAACUAUUAAAAAUCUGUUACAUCCUAA
Messenger RNA from Sardina pilchardus (European sardine), 5028 nucleotides. It is a transcript of the gene kctd12b, whose product is annotated as potassium channel tetramerisation domain containing 12b. Lineage: Eukaryota; Metazoa; Chordata; Actinopteri; Clupeiformes; Clupeidae. Gene Ontology annotation, cellular component: signaling receptor complex. Gene Ontology annotation, molecular function: protein binding. The transcript has a single exon. Bases 919 to 1788 code for a protein of 289 amino acids. The record is from RefSeq and is a predicted model, not a curated record. Gene Ontology annotation, biological process: regulation of G protein-coupled receptor signaling pathway; protein homooligomerization.